AAAAUUCCGUGUUUUUCGGGGUCAGCUAAAAUUCGUGUGAUUUGUAAGACUUCAGUAAUCUUGUUUUCCGAAAUUUUCUCACAGAGAUCGGCCAUGGCUACGCUCUUCACCACCGCUCGUUCUUCACUUCUCUUCGCUUCCUCUGUAAACACAAGCAAGAGCUUCUCUCCUUCUAUCUCCCUUAAACCCAAUUCUCUCUCUUUCUCUUUUGGUCAUCGUCCCAAGCCACUCCGGUUUUCUAAAAUCCGAUCUUCUCUGCCCUCUGAGUCCGAAUCCGAAUCCGACCUAGAUGCGUCUGCAGUUACAGAUGAAUGGGGUGAGAAACCGGGAGCUGCAAAUGAGCCUGAAUCUCAAGAAGAUAAUGUGACCGUGAAUGUGAUUACGGACGAAUGGGGUGAGAAAUCCGGACCCGAAUCUGUGGAAUCCGGGACCCGGUUUGCGGAAUCGGAUCCUCCAAGGAACGAGGACGAGUGGGGAGGAGAAAUUGGAGGAAAAGCUGAAGUCGACGCCGGAAAUGGAAGUGCGGUGUCUGACCCGACUUGGGAGCUGAAAAGGUGUUUGGCGGAUUCUGUGUACGGAACUGAAUUAGGUUUCCGCGCUGGGUCUGAAGUUCGAGCGGAGGUGUUGGAGCUUGUGAAUCAAUUGGAAGCUCUGAAUCCUACGCCGGCUCCGGUAGAGAAUCCAGAGCUUCUCGACGGCAAUUGGAUUUUGCUGUACACUGCUUUCUCUGAGUUGAUUCCUCUACUAGCUGCGGGCUCGACUCCUUUGUUGAAAGUGAAAAGCAUAAGUCAGUCGAUAGACACAAACAAUCUCACUAUCGACAACUCCACUACACUCUCCAGCCCUUUUGCAGACUUCUCCUUCAGUGCUACUGCUUCAUUUGAAGUUCGAAGCCCUUCAAGAAUUGAGGUUUCUUUCAAAGAAGGUACGUUAAAACCCCCGGAGAUCAAAUCAAGUGUGGAUCUCCCAGAGAGUGUGGGCGUCUUUGGUCAGCAGAUUAGUCUUUCGUUGUUAAAGCAGUCUUUGAACCCUUUACAAGAUGUGGCAGCAAACAUUUCACGGGCACUCUCUGGUCAGCCACCUCUUAAGCUUCCGUUUCCAGGAAACCGAGGCAGCUCUUGGCUCUUGACCACUUAUCUCGACAAAGAUCUCAGGAUUUCUAGAGGAGAUGGUGGGCUUUUCGUGCUUGCUAGAGAAGGAAGCUCUCUGCUUGAGCUCUGAAAUAUUUGAGAAGGUAUAUAUAGCAGGCUUCAUGUAAAAACCAUAAUCACUACACUAGAGACAUCAUCAGAAUAAUGCUGAAUGCAGAUU
This is a messenger RNA of Arabidopsis arenosa, 1311 nucleotides long. Lineage: Eukaryota; Viridiplantae; Streptophyta; Magnoliopsida; Brassicales; Brassicaceae. The record is from the annotation of a GenBank genome assembly.